AUGAUAUCGUCAUUGUUACCAGACAUGGUGGCCCGGCCGUUGGCCAAGAGCACCGAGCUUGUCCGCAGCGCGGUGGGCAGUCUCACCUGGGGACCUGGCAUCGCUAUUGCGAAGCCGACAGUGAUGGCGGUUCUCGAACAGAUCGAGAUUGGCACUCUGAUUCUUGUAGACGAGCCGUCAGGCACGCGAGAUGUGCUGGGGGAACAUGUACCGCUCGGCACUGUUAAGGCGAGCGGAAGUGGCACCAAGACGAACUGGGCCAAGGCCAAUGGAGUGAAGGUGAAGGUGAACGAUGCCAAGGUGAGUAUCGUCAAUGGCGUCAACGACAUCAACGGCAUCCACGGCUUGAGCGACAGCGACAGCGACAGCGACCGUGACGCCAACCACGACUACAACAGCCGCUCAGCCACGACAGUACCACGAGUCGAGCUCGUCGUCCACAGCGAGGCCUUUUGGAUGCGUGUCUUCAUCUUCUCCGACAUGGGCUUCGCCGAGGCCUACAUGCUGGGCGAGAUCGAAUGCUCAGACCUGGCCGCCUUCUUCCAGCUGUUUAUCCUGAACCGCGACCGCCUUGGGAACGGGAACACGCGCCUAGCCUCGCUCUCGCGGGGUCUGGCCAGCCUGGCACGCACGACCAACACGCUCUCCAACGCACUGCUCAACAUCUCGGCACACUACGACAUCAGCAACGAUAUGUUCGCCGCGUUUUUGUCGCCGGACAUGACAUACUCGUGCCCGAUAUGGGCGACAACGCCGACGACAAAGAAAACAAACGGAAUCAUCGUCUACGAUGAGCCGCUCGAAGAGGCCCAGAUGCGCAAGCUGGACCGCUUUAUUGACGGCGCCCGCGUCAAGGCCACCGACCACGUGCUUGAGAUUGGCACUGGCUGGGGCUCGCUGGCCAUGCGCGCCGUCCAGCGGACAGGCUGCCGCGUCACAAGUCUCACGCUCUCGCGCGAGCAAAAGACGCUGGCCGAGGCACGCAUCGCCGCCGCCGGGCUGGCGGACCGCAUCACGGUUCUGCUCAAGGACUACCGCACACUGGCAGCUGAGGCGGCGGCCGACGGCGGGCGCACGUACGACAAAAUUAUUUCUAUUGAAAUGCUCGAGGCUGUCGGCCAGGAGUACCUGGCGACGUACUUCCGCUGCAUCCACAAUCUGCUGAAACGCGAUGGCAGCGGCAUCGCCGUCUUCCAGUGCAUCACCAUGCCCGAGGGCCGCCACGCCGCCUACUCCAAGACUGUCGACUUUAUCAACCACUACAUCUUCCCCGGCGGCUACCUGCCCUCGACGACGCAGCUGCUGCACCACAUCACCACCGAAUCGGCUGGCACGCUGAUUGUCGAGCGCAUCGAGAACAUUGGCGGUCACUAUGCGCGCACGCUGCGGCUGUGGCGCGAGAAUUUUCUAGCACGCUUUGACGACACGAUCCGGCCGGCGCUGCGGAAGGAACACGCAGGCAUGUCGGACGCCGAAAUCGAGGUGUUCCGGCGCAAGUGGGAGUAUUACUUUACCUACUGCGAAGCUGGCUUUGUGACCAAGACGCUGGGCGACGUGAUCAUCACUGUCGGCCGUGAAGGCGCGUUGGAGUUGAUGGAGGGCAUUCCACUGUGA
Messenger RNA from Sporothrix schenckii 1099-18, 1614 nucleotides. Its product is annotated as cyclopropane-fatty-acyl-phospholipid synthase. Lineage: Eukaryota; Fungi; Ascomycota; Sordariomycetes; Ophiostomatales; Ophiostomataceae. The record is from RefSeq and is a predicted model, not a curated record. The transcript is spliced from 2 exons. The coding region runs from base 1 to 1614 and encodes 537 amino acids.